AUGGCAAACAUGAAAAAAACGUCUCAGCCCAAUGAAGUGGCUCAAUUGCUCGCCGAGAUCCCACCUGUGACCCGAUCGGUGCUGCUGGCGUUUUUCGUGUUAUACACACUCAUGAGGUCAGGAAUUGUGUCACCCGAGUGGAUGUCUUUUUGGCCCUACGAUGCGUUCAUGAAAAUGCAGAUUUGGAGGGUCUUUACGGGCCCCUUGAUCAUCAACAAGGGCAAAAUGGGGACUCUUUUUACGCUUUUUGAGUUUUACACUCACUCAUCGCAUUUGGAAACCCAUCAUUUCAGCAGUAAAGAAAACGCAGAAUAUGUAUAUCUGCUUGCGGUGCUGCUGGCGGGCAUGGUAAGCUGUGUAACGGUCUCGCAAAUCCAGUGUCCUUACACGCUUGCGGAUGGAUUCAUGGCCUCUUUGACUUGUCUAUGGAGCAUCAAAAACUGGAAUACACCCUUGAUGUUUUAUGGGCUGUUCCCAAUCAAGGGCAAAUACAACCCUUUACUGCAGCUUUUUCUAUCGUACCUUUUUGACGACGAACAUCGGACUUUUCCGCUCAUAGUAACCGGUCUUGUUGUGGGGUACGUGUACAAUUGUCUGGACACCCGAUCUCUGGGACCGCUCUACGGCUACAUUAGAAGCUCGACACUAGGCUACGGAAUUGUCAACGAUGGUCAUUUCCGGGCUCCCAGGUGGUUCACCGGCAUUUGGGGCUUUCUGGCGAACAACCGGCGCCGCACUGUCAACGUGAUAGUCAAGAAUACGCAUGCAUACCAAGGUCACGGUCGCAAACUGGGAAGCAAAAAGGAAACAGCUCAGACUACCGAAGCCGAAUCUAUCAAGACCCGGAUGGACAGGGCUGCUGCUGCUGCUGCUGCUAGAGAACAAAGGACAGCUGCUAGUGCCACUGACUCUACCAAUAACCUAAAUUUUCGCGGGACUGGUCAGCGUGUUGGGUCCAACUAA
This is a messenger RNA of Lachancea lanzarotensis, 963 nucleotides long. It is a transcript of the gene DFM1, whose product is annotated as LALA0S06e05710g1_1. The transcript has a single exon. Gene Ontology annotation, biological process: endoplasmic reticulum unfolded protein response. Bases 1 to 963 code for a protein of 320 amino acids. The record is from RefSeq and is a predicted model, not a curated record. NCBI's taxonomy places the organism in Eukaryota, Fungi, Ascomycota, Saccharomycetes, Saccharomycetales, Saccharomycetaceae. Gene Ontology annotation, cellular component: endoplasmic reticulum membrane; Hrd1p ubiquitin ligase ERAD-L complex. Gene Ontology annotation, molecular function: misfolded protein binding; ubiquitin-specific protease binding.